CAAAUUACAAGGCACUGUGCCUCAUCUACAGUACAAACGUAUUUCGCCGCCUCGCGCACAACAUUGGUUUUCUAUUUUUCUCUACCAAAUAUAACAUAAAACUUAUAAUUUAUAUCCAAAAAAUGGCCGAAAACAGAGCAUCGAAGUCUGGUUUUGCAGCUGAGGCUCAUAAAAAGAUUAAAAAAAAAUUUGAUUCCCAACUAGCAGGAAGAAUGCUUCAAUGGGUGAAAGAAGUUACAGAUUUAGAUAUUGACACAAAUGGAGAAUGGGAUGAGUUUCACAAAACCUUACAGGAUGGGCAAGUGCUAUGCAGGCUAAUCAACGCCCUUCAGCCCGAAACGAUUCCAGAGAAGAAGAUCAACACUAAUAAAAUGGCCUUUAAGCAAAUGGAAAACAUUAAUCAUUUCUUAGCUGGGGCGCAGAAACUGGGUGUUCCAUCUGAGGAAAUCUUCCAAACCGUUGACUUGUGGGAGAAACAGAAUCUCGCUGCUGUUGUCACGUGUCUAGAAUCCCUUGCAAGAAAAGCUUACAAAUAUGGUCAAAAGUCCCUUGGACCUAAAGAAUCCGAGGCAAAUAUCAGAGAAUGGACAGAAGAACAACUUCAAGCCGGUAAAUCGAUUAUCAGCCUCCAAUACGGCUCUAACAGAGGAGCUAACGCUAGCGGAAUCAACUUUGGUAACACACGUCAUAUGUAAUCAGAAAAAAAAAA
This is a messenger RNA of Limulus polyphemus (Atlantic horseshoe crab), 709 nucleotides long. Its product is annotated as myophilin-like. Lineage: Eukaryota; Metazoa; Arthropoda; Merostomata; Xiphosura; Limulidae. The record is from RefSeq and is a predicted model, not a curated record. The coding region runs from base 123 to 695 and encodes 190 amino acids. Gene Ontology annotation, molecular function: protein binding. The transcript has 4 exons.